AACAGAAAGGACAUCUUGUCUAAUGCAGAGGAUCACAACGGCAAACCAGGUAGACUAAUUCGCCUGCAGCUGGGUCGCAUCAAACUUAUAACUUUAUGUGAUAGAGUAUAGGAUGACUGAGGGGACGAUAACUGUUGUCAUCACAAUAUUGUCAGUAUGUUAGUCUCUUAUCUCAGAAGCAAACUGAGCAUCCUUGUCUAUAUCGAUCAUGAUUGUUGACACCAGGCAGCUGCAGUUGACUAGCAGCGAUAUUCUAAAGGUUUACCCGAGAUUCCGGCUACUGGUAAUAGGGAAUACCGGAGUCGGAAAGUCAUCACUGAUCCAGCAGGCAUUCAAAAUAAAUGAAGUACAUAUUUGUGAACACAGACGUGGUGAAGCGGAUAUCGACAAGGAAUUCAUUGCGCCAGAAAAUGAACUAUUUGUCCUCCACGAUAGUCAGGGGUUUGAAGCUGGCGAUAGCAAGACUUUUAAGACUGCAAGAGACUUCAUUGACCGCCGACGCAAGGAGCCCAAAUUGCAGGACAAAAUCCACGCGGUCUGGCUCUGCCUUUCGAUACCUCAUGCCGAUGGACGCUUGCUUGAGAGCGGAGCAGAGGAAUUUCUCAAAUUGAGGAAGGAGAUACUAGGCGAUAUUCCGAUCAUUGCUGUCUUCACCAAGCAUGACGUUUUUGUGAACAAAUUGGAGCUCGAAGCUGUUGAUUCUGACCAAUAUGAUGAAAUCGCGCUCGAAGAGCUUAAAGUUACCACAUUGGAUAAAUUGUGUAUCCAGCCGCUUAAGGAAGUAGCUGGGAGCGACAUCCUGCACGCAACUGUUUCAACGAACGAAGAGUACGAGAGCACAAUAAGACAACUGGUCUAUCUUACAACCACGAACAUUGAAAAAUAUGUCGCCAAGAAGCAGCAUUAGCAAUGAUGAUAACCCAGCGAGUAGAUAUCAGUCUUAAUGUUAAGCAUCAAUUGCGUAUGCACGAUGACUAUUAUUUUGGUAAAGCCUCGAUUUCGCAUUUUUACUUUUCGCAGCAUCAGCGAGAAAAUUUCUCGGCU
Suillus fuscotomentosus is the source of this 1044-nucleotide messenger RNA. RefSeq lists its product as uncharacterized. NCBI's taxonomy places the organism in Eukaryota, Fungi, Basidiomycota, Agaricomycetes, Boletales, Suillaceae. The transcript is spliced from 7 exons. The record is from RefSeq and is a predicted model, not a curated record. Bases 209 to 907 code for a protein of 232 amino acids.